Molecule: messenger RNA, 720 nt
Organism: Hypoxylon trugodes
Lineage: Eukaryota; Fungi; Ascomycota; Sordariomycetes; Xylariales; Hypoxylaceae
Exons: 2
Coding region: 246-680 (144 amino acids)
Source: RefSeq, a predicted model, not a curated record
AGGUCCCCUCAUCCGGGCGCGGAACCUUCUAACCCCACCCUACGGAAGACGUAAAUGCACGCUGAUGUCAAGCCGCCGACAGAAACUUUUCUUCGGUACUUCUUUCCAGUUUUCUAUCUAUAACGCUUCCGUUCCGGCCCCGAGAAGCAUCUAGUUACACGGAUGCAUCGUAUUUGAAGUACAAUAGUCAAUUAAGAGCUAAAUUCCAUCAAAUUCGCCCUAUCGUCGAGACCUGAAAAUCUUCAAUGGACUCGGACCUCGACUCCGGUCUCUUCGGCAUCCAACUCUCCGACACCGAAGAACCCGCAGAAGGCAGUCAACCUCAAAACGACGAAACAAGUGCACCUGCCGAUCGGACCGCACAAUCAGAAGAAGAAUUCCAGGCCGUAAGGAAGGAAUAUAAUGUCAAAGUUGAAAAUGGAGAAGUAUGGAAAACGAUAAAACUACCUCUACACCCAGACCGAGUGUCUAAGCCCGAGGCUCAAGCGCUACUACAUGCUGUAGAGGAGCUAUAUUUCUUCCGGCGCUUUGCCGAGGGUGCUCGGUUUGUGAAAGUCGUUUUAGGUGGGGACGGUGAAAACGGUAGUGAGAAUAUAGCGCAUGGGCUUGACGACGAUACUAGAAAUCUAUUAAGGUAUUAUGAGAAGAAAUGUAACGAAAAGGUAGAAUAUGUUAGAUAAAUAAAGCAUUAAUACCCAAAUGCAUAUCAUAUCACAUCAU